GCGUGAUUCCGUUUCCAGUAAUUUCUACGGGCAACAAAAUCGGUGGGUCGCGUGAAGAGUGUUCCAGAAGUGUCCUGUAGACCGGACUGGUUCUCACGGCUGUCCGCUGAUAUCAUUCACCUUGUACUUUUGAGUAAACAUGGCCAAGUGGGGAGAAGGGGACCCUCGGUGGAUCGUGGAAGAAAGAGCCGAUGCUACAAAUGUCAACAAUUGGCACUGGACGGAGAGGGACGCCACAAACUGGUCGUCAGAGAAGUUGAAAGAGCUUCUGGUGGGUCUGCAAGUAGAAAACGAUGAAGGCAAAUGUGAAAUCACAGAGGUCAGCAAGGUGGAAGGAGAGGCUUCUAUCAACAACCGAAAAGGGAAGCUCAUCUUCUUCUACGAGUGGAACCUAAAGGCCAAGUGGAAAGGGACCUCGAAAUCAGGGAUCAAAUACAAAGGAGAGAUUGACGUUCCAAACCUGUCUGAUGAAAAUGAUAAAGAGGACCUUGACAUCAGUGUGUCCCUUUGUAAAGGCGAGCCUGACACACCACUCUUUAAUCUGAUGAGAAAGGAGGGGGCUUCGAAAGUCCGCGACGCACUGAGCAGCUACCUUGACCUUCUCAAAACAGAGUUCACGCAGGGCAUGAUCUUACCAACUGCCAAUGGUGUGACCAAACAGGCAACCUCUCAGACGAAAGUCAAGCUGAACAAAACCCAGAUUGGCUCAGGUGGCACAGCUCCUCCUCCCGGCACAGGGGUAAAGAUCCCUACAUGCAAGUUCUCCAUAAAAGACACUUUCCUCACUUCACCGGAGGAGCUCUACAGAGUUUUCCUCAAACAGGAGUUGGUGCAGGCAUUUACGCACUCAGCUGCCAUCGUUGACCCAGAGAAGGGAGGCAAGUUCCGCCUGUUGGAUGGAAAUGUAUUCGGAGAGUUCCAGGAGCUGGUUCCUGACGAGAAGAUAGUCAUGAAAUGGAGGUACAACACGUGGCCAAGCGAGCACUAUGCGACAGUGACGCUGACCUUCAUAGACAAGGGCAAUGAGACCGGGCUGAAGAUCGAGUGCCGAGCCGUGCCAGAGAGCGAGGAGGACCGCACGCGAGAAGGCUGGCAGAGGUACUACUGCCAGGCCAUCAAACAGACAUUUGGCUUUGGUGCACGACUCUGCUGAGCUUUAACUUCAGCCGUCACAUCAUUUUGGCUGUUUUUUUUUUCCCCCUUUUUUCUUCCCUAUGUACAAAUGAGCACCUGGAAUGUGACUCUACUGAAAAACAGACUUACCAUUGCACCAUGUUCUACCUUUCUGGUUUUGGUUUAUGUGUUUAAAAAAAAAAAAAAUCCAAAAAUCAGAAAAGAAAUGUAUAGUUACAAUGAUUGACAUGAGGUAAGGUAUUGACAUUCUUUUCAUGUAUCAUCAUUUAUCGUAGCGCAGUAAGAUCUACAUUUGGCACUCUCACCUCCUGACCUUGUCUGGACAGGGGCAGACUUGACUUGUGCCUUCUUUGGAUUGAGAGUUUAACUUAUGGAUCCGUUUGUCAUGUAGGACUGAGAAAAGUAAAAUGAAUUGUCAAACCACUAAAUUUUGUUCUGAUUAGAUAUGACAAAAAAAAAAAAACAAUUAGGAAAAAAAAUCAUUUCUAUAAAUGGUUAUCAACAUGAUAUCAUAUGGUAUUAUAAUUUAUGUGAUAUUUGCUUGAAAUGUUUUAUUCUCAGAAAAGGACCUAGGCUUGUAUGUUCAGAUUGAUGUAUUCAAAUUUGUUUCAAAUGUGCAAGUGGGCAUUUUUUUUUUUCUUUUUCCUUCCACAUGACUGCUUUUGUAUACAUUUAAUUCAUUCCCCAGCAUAUUUUGUCUGUUUUAUGUACCUGAUGUCAUUCAAAUGAACAGUUUUCCUCAAGGCAUCGUGCAGAA
This is a messenger RNA of Hemibagrus wyckioides, 1891 nucleotides long. RefSeq names its product AHA1, activator of heat shock protein ATPase homolog 1b (gene ahsa1b). Gene Ontology annotation, biological process: protein folding; positive regulation of ATP-dependent activity. Gene Ontology annotation, molecular function: ATPase activator activity; protein-folding chaperone binding. Bases 140 to 1153 code for a protein of 337 amino acids. Gene Ontology annotation, cellular component: cytosol. The transcript has 9 exons. The record is from RefSeq and is a predicted model, not a curated record. Lineage: Eukaryota; Metazoa; Chordata; Actinopteri; Siluriformes; Bagridae.